AUGGCUCGUGACAAGCUACAGAUGAUGGGCUUGGCAAAUCAGGAGAAAUUUUUAUCCGCGGAAGAACAUUACUCCAAUGCGUUGAAACUCACGGAAGAUCUGUACGGCUCAAAUAGCAAAGAAACCAUUCCAAUAUUGCAAGCGUUGUCUCAAAUCGAUGAGAAACGCAAAGGUGAAGAGCCGAUGAAGAAUGUGAUCCGCCUAAACGAACAAUUGAUGCAUAUUGCUGAAAACGAGUAUACCGACGGUCCGAAUUUGUGCAACUUGCUUCAACUAAUGCAGGUGGUUUAUCGUCUUAGUGAAGUCUAUUUAAAAACCGGUGAUUCCAAACUGGAAGAACGAACCUUGAAGCUUCUCGAAAAGGUUUUGAAAAUGCGACCACAAAGCACCAACAAGAUGGAACUGGUAACUGACGAAAGUUCACCUAUCCCCACCUCAGCCCGUUGUAAUGACGACCGUUUAAUGUCAGUUAGCCAGCAGUUGUUGCACUCGGAAUCCGCAAUUCGCAGAAAAUCCGAACAUAAUUCUAUUCAUUUGGAGCAGUUGCGAAAACAAUAUACGGAAACUAGUUGUUCUCUGCGCUCUUUACUUAUUCGUAUACAUUUAUCCAACAAACGUUACGAGUCCGGUCCAAAUGAAAUCAUUUAA
Messenger RNA from Echinostoma caproni, 648 nucleotides. Lineage: Eukaryota; Metazoa; Platyhelminthes; Trematoda; Plagiorchiida; Echinostomatidae. The record is from the annotation of a GenBank genome assembly.